Molecule: messenger RNA, 2250 nt
Organism: Acyrthosiphon pisum (pea aphid)
Lineage: Eukaryota; Metazoa; Arthropoda; Insecta; Hemiptera; Aphididae
Product: regulator of microtubule dynamics protein 1
Exons: 8
Coding region: 219-1355 (378 amino acids)
Cellular component (GO): spindle microtubule; cytoplasm; mitochondrion
Molecular function (GO): microtubule binding
Source: RefSeq, a predicted model, not a curated record
AAAUGUUCUUUGAAAAUAAUUAUUUUUCUUUUUUUUCAAUCGGUUAAGUUAGGUAUUUUGAUAAAUAAAAAUUAAACAAUUGACAUUGAUUGUGUUGAAUUACAAAAUAUAUGGUGUUACAUAAUAUUGUGUCUACCUAUAUAAUAUAUGUUUAUCUUUAAAAUUUGGUGUUGGUUAUGUUGUAAAUUAGAAGGUAUCUAACAGGAACACCAAAUGUAAUGUCAACAGAUCCGCAUUGGUUAAAGGGAGUAAUAGCUGUUGCAGUUGGCAUUGGAAUAACGGUUGGUUCAGUUGGGGUGGUUUUUAUAACUCGACUACUAGAAAAAAAAGAAAAACUAUUAUUAAAACAGGAAGUUGAUGAAUUAAAUAUUGCAAUACUUGAUCUUCAAGCAGAAUUUAAAGCAUUAAAAAAAAAAAUUAUAAAACCAGGAAAAAGAUCAGCCUUAUCAAGUAGCACCAGUGUUACAAGUGAAGCUAGUUUGUAUACAGCACUAGGAACUGACGACGAAUUUCACGACAUGUCAUCAGAAAACGAAGAAUCCCAACAUUCAAAUAUUCUAAAUGAAAAUCCAGAUGGUAGUUUGUCUUCAGAACAUUUUAGCGAACAUUACACUGGACCUUCUUUACUUAGUGAUGAUAUUUUUGAUCAAGUAGAUGAAUUAUUUGAAGGUUCUGAUGAAGAUAAACUUAAAGCUUAUGAAAUUUUAUUACAACUUAACGAAGAACGAACAGAUGAUAUUGAGGUACUUUGGAGGUUAGCAAAAUCGUGUCAAUUUGUAUCAAAAUAUUAUAUUGCAGCAAAAAAGAAUCUAGAAAAGAGUAAAUCAGUUAUUGAUGAAGGUGUAAAAUGGUCAAAGCAUGCCUUGGAAAUGUAUCCAGGGAAUUGCAAUGCACACAAAUGGUUUGCUAUAUGUAGUGGUGCUCGAGGUCAGUUAGGAUCAACUAAAGAAAAAAUUGAAGGAGGUUAUAUAUUUCAAAAUCACAUAAAUGAAGCAAUAAAAAUCAAUUCUCGUGAUCCAACUUUAUAUUAUUUAAAAGGAAAACUUGAAUAUGAAGUUGCUGUUUUAUCAUCUUUUGACCGGCGUAUAGCUAGUUGGUUGUAUGGAGAGGUACCUAAAGGUACAAUACCAGAAGCGAUUGAACUAUUUUUAAAAUUUCAACGCGAAUCUCCGAUUCAGCUAAAAGACUGUCACCUUCAUCUUGCCAAGUGUUACAUAGCUAAAAACGAGUAUGAAACUGCCGUGAAUUGGUUGGAACAAUCAUUGCAGCUCCCCGCUAAGGAUUCUGAGGACAAAGAAACGGAUAACGAAGCCAAUCAACUUCUCAAGAAAUAUUUAAAAUAUAAAAAAGUUUAAGUUCCAUUAGAUUUUCUGAGAAUUUUUUUAUUAAUAAUUUUUUUUUCUUUUAUGGCCAAACUACGUGAUUUUUAAAUAUUUUAACUCUAUGUAUGUUUAGUUUAUUUAUUUUUUGGUGUAAUGUAACAGUGGUAUAUUAUUAUUUAAUUUUAAUUCAUUUCUAUACAAUGUUAAAAACAAAAAUUUUUUGCUUUUCUCUGAAAUUUUAAAAUUCCAAUCAUAAUUUUGAAAAUAUUAGUCCCCAGUUUUAUACAGAGUAUUAUUAUAUUUUUUGAGACUAUUAAUUUAAUUUAUUUAGAAUUUUAUGUUCAUAAUUGUUGUUUUUACUAAUAGUAUACACAAGAAAAACAAUGUUUGAUCAAAGUAUGUUUUGAUUUAAUAUCUACAUGUCUACUUUUUUUUUUAAGAAUUUUACCAUAAAGAACUGCCAUGUUACCUCUCAAAUAUUUAUUAAAUAUUUCUUUUUUAUUGUAACCUUGCAUACACCACUUUUGCAGUAUGACUAUAUGAAUAAAAGUAUAUAAUAUAAAUUAUUUGGCAUAUUAAUGUUGAUUUAAUUUAAAAAAAGUGUAACUAAUUACGUAUUAAUAGGAAAAAUAUAAUUGUAAUGAAAAUAAAUAGAGAAUAUAGUAUAUUAAUAUUGUAAUUGGUGAAAAAUUAAGUUGUGAACAAUUGAUUUCUGUCCAUAUGCGUUACUUUUGUUGUUGUAUAUUUAUUAUUUAACCAUUGAGGAUAGUUUAGAUAAUAUUAUAAUCUACUCAAUGAUAGGUUAUAUAUAUAUAUAUAUAACUGUUAAAUUUUAAAUUGUCUAAAAAAAAAAAAAAAAUGUAACUUGAUAAAGAUGUGAACACAAAAUAUAUUAUAAUCUAAAAAUACAGUUUAAUUUAACCAAACA